Marchantia polymorpha subsp. ruderalis is the source of this 2488-nucleotide messenger RNA. Lineage: Eukaryota; Viridiplantae; Streptophyta; Marchantiopsida; Marchantiales; Marchantiaceae. The record is from the annotation of a GenBank genome assembly.
GUUCAUCCUGACGGAAUCUGCAUCUUUCCAUACAGCAUCACUUUCAUGACGACAGAGCAAACCGCAUCAUACCUCGUAAUGAGAACGCCUGCCUUAUUCGCUCUUUGCUCUAAGAAGUGUGAUGUUUCUGCACCAAAACUUAGAUAAAUAAUCUCGUACUUCGCGAAUUGCGUGGAAUUUACAACCAUACCGAAAGCCACGGGAAAAGUAGUGUUCUCCCCAACGGAUGAAUUCGCAAUCUUCAGAGAGAUUUAGAGUAUUCUGAAUUUCUGCCCUGUAUGGAAAAAUACGACACUUUACUUCGAUUUUUGAUUGAGAUGCAUUAAAUUUGAAGUCUCUUUGACGGAAGCAGUUUAGUGAUAACGAAGGAACUUAGCUGAGGGUCGUUGGCAAGGUUGCAACACAAUGUAGAAUAUUCCCUGGUGGAGAGAAUUUUGGUGCAGAGACAGAGUGGAAGCAGACCCCGAUUAAUCCUCUGAUCUCACUAUCGGCUUCAAGUCUUGGGGGCUGGGGCUUCAUCCUUGAGCAAUGGAGUGCAGAUUGUGAUCGAAAGAUCGAAAGAUUGAUAACGUGACCCUUCGAGGAUUGCAUCAUCUGUCGCAUAGUGUGAUUCGCGAAUAGGUUGCUGGACGUAACUUUCUCAUGUCCACCUAUCAAUUGAGGAGCAGAUGAAAAAGAGGCACAUUUCGUUACAUGUGUAGCGGACGUGUGGUCCUCAACUCCAGGUUUGAAGUAAAUUUUGCGUAAAUCAGCCAUGUCUCCUCCUGGGAUCGACACCGUUCCAGCGGUCCGAUGCAUAGUGAAGCUAGGAGGAAGUUCGGCCACGGAGAAAGAUAAAUUCGAAACUUUGAAUGAAUAUCUUCUUUCAGAAACUGCAAAGCAACUCAGGGAGGUUUUUGUACGUUCAUCCGUUAGGCAGCUGACCAUGGAUUGGAGUCGUGGAUCGAAAGCCGAUCAAGCCAGUCAUAUGCCGGAAGACGAGAGUUCUCCCGAAAUUCUUCUGGACAUGACUCCCUUUGUUGUCGUUCAUGGAGCAGGUUCGUUUGGACAUUUUCAAGCCAGCAAAGGACGGGUAAACCGUGGAGAUCUGGCAGAAGAUUUUGUCAAGGCUGGAUUCGUGGCGACAAGAAUAUCUGUAACCAAGCUGAAUCAUGCGGUGGUAAGAGCCUUUGCAACAGAGUGCAUCCCGGCUGUGGGUGUUUCUCCUUUCUGUGCAGGCUGGGCGACGAAGAAUCGACAGCUUGUACGUGAAAAUUCAGCAGAUGUGCAGCAGCUACUUCAAGCCGGUCUCUUACCGGUUCUUCAUGGUGAUGCAGUUCUUGAUAGUGGCCAGGGUUGUGCUAUUUUAAGCGGUGAUGUCAUUGUUCGUCAGCUCGCGUUCGACCUAAAACCCAGUUUUGUGGUGUUCCUCACAAACGUACCUGGUGUAUAUGAUCGACCCCCUUCAGAUCCACACGCGGUUCUCUUGAAGGAAAUUGCUGUUGAGGACGGAGAUUGGAAAAUAAUAGACCCUCAACUGGAGGCGGGACUCGAAGUCCAGACCAAUGUUGCAGCACAUGAUACAACUGGAGGCAUGGAAACGAAAAUAGCAGAGGCAGCUUCCAUAGCAGACUUCGGCAUUCCAGUUUUGGUUGUAGAGACCGGUUCCAGUCAUGCGUUGGAAGCUCUGAAAGGAACCCCUUUGAGUAAUAGAGGCGAAUGGGUUGGAACUAUCAUUAGGAAAGCAAUCCCAGGAGAGCUUGGCCAAUAGGAGUUGGAGUUGCUCACAACACUCUGUAUGUGGCUGAAAGUUGAUCUGAAAAGGUCUCCUCAGCCUGGAUCUUGUUUCAUAAACUAUCUUCUUUAAUGAUCAGGAGCAGAGACUCUUGCAUCAUGCCGUAAACUUCUCGUUUGAGGGGUCAAGGUUUGAAAACACUGAACAUCUAGAAGCUUUUGAAAGUAAGUUUCACCUUAUUUGAGUAUAGUAAGCUCUUUUGAUAUCUGAAGAUUUCCGUUUAUACAAUGACUGUCCUUGCUCCAGGACUAUAUACCAUGGUGUAUCAUUCUGCAGAAUGUUAGUCCAGAUAAUCUAUUUGAUCUAUUUUUGCAUUUAAGAUGACGCAUCCCCGUGUUUUCUCGCGUUUCCACAUAUCUUGUACACAGGAAGAACUGCAGGAUAUAUGUACCGUCAUCUGCCAAAGUAGAGUAAACUCACCCAUAUUUUCACAAAACUACCAAGUGUCUCAUUUGUCCUUGCGUUUUCCGAACUAUCAAGUGAAACGCUUGAAGUGUAAUUUCAUGACAGAAAUGAGUGAAGUUUGAAAUUAGUACAAAAUCCGCAUGUCUAUAGAAGCAACGUUACUGCCGCAAGAACCAUGACGUACAAUUGGUGUUUAGGGGCGAGCAGUCGUUCUUUGCUUGUAAUCAGGACGAUUCCCGAUUUGUUUGUUGGGAACGGUUUAUACUAUCUUCUAUCCAAUGUAGUAAAACUGGAGAUGGUCGAAGGUCC